Molecule: messenger RNA, 1327 nt
Organism: Uloborus diversus
Lineage: Eukaryota; Metazoa; Arthropoda; Arachnida; Araneae; Uloboridae
Product: diuretic hormone receptor-like
Exons: 12
Coding region: 1-1281 (426 amino acids)
Biological process (GO): cell surface receptor signaling pathway; adenylate cyclase-modulating G protein-coupled receptor signaling pathway
Cellular component (GO): plasma membrane
Molecular function (GO): peptide hormone binding; G protein-coupled peptide receptor activity; diuretic hormone receptor activity
Source: RefSeq, a predicted model, not a curated record
AUGGAUUUUAAUAAACCCGGCUCAAGAACAUACUGUAACUCCACCUGGGAUGGUCUGUCUUGUUGGCCGACCACGUCUGCUGGUAGCCUGGCUAGCAUUCCAUGUUUUGAUGAGUUUAACGGUGUGCAAUAUGACACAAAUAGCAACGCAAGUAGGUAUUGCUUCGAGAACGGAACUUGGUCUGCUUGGUCAAAUUAUCGAUCAUGUAAACCUCUUAGUCUUCACGACGACGAACUGCUCAAAGCGAUGAAGGUUUUAUGGGAUACCAAGGAAGCUGCAACGAUAUACUACGUUGGAUAUGGAAUCUCUUUGGUUGCGCUGACUCUGGCUCUAUUCGUGUUUUUCAAGUUUGAAGAUUUAAGAUGCUUACGGAAUACCAUCCACACAAACUUAAUGGUGACGUAUUUGCUCAUAGACGUGACGUGGAUUCUGACAGCUACCUUACAAUCGAAUUCAAACUCGACAGCUGUUAAAAUUGCUUGUUUCCUGGUAAUUCCUUUAACCUACUUGAUGGCAACAAACUUCUUCUGGAUGCUGGUAGAAGGACUUUAUUUGUACAUGUUGGUAGUUAAGACAUUCUCCAUCGAAAAUAUUCCAUUCAAAAUAUACAUUGGAAUAGGAUGGGGCAUCCCUGCCAUAAUUGCUGCAGCUUGGGCGAUCGUUAAAGGAGUGGCCGGAGGCACUUCAGACGAACCACUUGCUCAGAGAGGGUGCCCAUGGCAAAACAAAGAUUACUACGAUUAUGUGUUUAGCUGUCCUGUUAUGCUGGUGCUAUUGACGAACAUAUUCUUCUUGGGAAGGAUAAUGUGGGUGCUAAUUACGAAACUCCGUGCAUCCAACUCCUUGGAGUCCAAGCAAUACUGGAAAGCUGCCAAAGCAUUGCUGGUGCUAAUUCCUCUCCUUGGAGUCACGUAUAUUAUUGUCAUAGCUACUCCCAGUGACCCUGCGGCAGAAGUGGUCUUUAUAUAUAUUCAAGCCACCCUACUCUCCAUACAGGGGUUCAUGGUAGCUGUUUUAUAUUGCUUCCUCAAUGGAGAAGUCCAAGCGUCGUUGCGAACUCACUUGCAGAGAUGGCAAACACAGAAAACAGUUGGAACUAACUCAGCUCACUGGAGCAGUCGAUUCUCAUCUACUUCUCAAAAAGAGAGCACUGUACGCCGAAAAACUCUUCGAAACACCCUAACCAACAGCGCUUCGAACAAAACUCCAUCAAAUCAAGUUGUGCAAAGCAAAAGUGCAAGUCCGCAGAGCAACACACAAGUACAAGAGAAUAUGUUGUAAAUGUUCAGUAGAUUUUAAAUGUACGCUGAUUUCGUCAAAUAAUAAA